GAUAACCACAGAAACUAUAAAAUGACUUCAUUAGAUCUAUGCAAAAUACAAGUCUUCUUCCAUGAAUAUAUAUUUUUUUAGAACAUAUGCCUUUAUCAUCAAAACAAAAUAAGGCACAAGGGACAUUUCAGUCAAAGUUUUUAUCACCACAGAAUAUUGGCAGUAUUGUCAUAGAGUUAGAGGACGCUGAAAGAAGUUUAUUAGUAGGGAUAAAGACGCGUGUUGUACGAGAAAUUUAACUAAGAAGGAUUUACGGUGCAAAAAAACUAGAAAAACUUUAGUUUUCGUGCGUAUUUCAAUGGGAGCCCCCGCUACUAGAGGGAAACCAAAACGCGGAGCUGCCAGCGCAAGAGGUGUAGUGAAAAAAGGAAGAGGCGGUCGUGUCCUUAACGGUAUACCGGCGCCAUUUAGAAAUCCUGGGAUGAUGAGGGCCAGAGGUCCAGGACCCAUGCGUGGGGGAAUGAGACACCCGAUCCCACCUCCAAUGCGCGGUGGCAGGCCACCCAUGAGAGGAAGGCUUCCUAUGCCUCCUCCGAUGAUGGGACCCGGUCCUAGAGGCCCACCGCCCCCUGGAAUGAGACCGCCGCCUCCCGGUAUGAGAUUACCACCUGGGUUAAGGCCGCCACCACCGCCUAUGAUGAUGAUGAGGCCUCCCAUUCCCCCGCUUCCAAUGAGAGGAGCAUUCAGAGGUGGCCCAAGAGGCAAACCAAGAUUUCCCUCAUUUAGAGGCGUUAAUAAGCGGGGUAAAAUAAUAAAAAAAACUCGACCAAGUAUGAAAAACAUUGAUUUGACAAAACCAUGGGUCAGCGAGGCAAUCAAAGCAGAGUUUACAAAGAAGGAAGAACUCCUGGCAGCUGCAAAAACAUCUCAAAGUCAGGAUGACUGGGCAAAGUACCGAGAGCAAAGAGAGAAGUGCAGUAAAGUAUACCAAGAAGCUGAGACACAGAACGCUGGGGAGCAGGAGGACUCCAACAUUGAUCCAAACGACUAUAUUCACCAGGAGGAUGAAUUGUUUGACCGUGCCAUCGAAUAUAGUGAUUACGACGAAGAAUCAAAUUUUUGUUGCGAUACUUGCGAGAAACAUUUCUUUACAACGGAGCACUAUAACAAGCACAUGUCCGAACAUGUCACCUGCAAUUUGGACGGCUGCACAUUUACGGCUCACGAAAAGAUCGUUGAAAAACACGUGAGGAUGCAACAUGCGACCGGGCUCUACGAAAAAAUUAGAAACGUUAAUAGUCCUGAAGAUAUAGCCAAAUGGAUAGAAGAGCGCAAGAAAAAUUAUCCAAAUAGGGAGAACAUUUUAAGGCGAUCUAACGAGCAACAGAUUAGGAUGGAGAAAGGCGGAAGAAUAGAGAAAAAUAAGAAUUUGUUCGGGAACAAUAGGUAUAGAUUGGAACAUUCCCAGGCGAGAUCGACGAUUAAUAAACACAACAGAAAAUUCCAAAAAAGAAAAGGUAGGAGAUCCAAACCGGUUAAAAAAGUUUCUUUAAUUGAUGAAAAAGCCGACUGGAAUGGGUCGAUGUACCCAUUUACUGGUACUUCUGAGCUUUAUAAGGAAUAUUUGGAAGUAGAAAAGAGUGAUUAUGAAGAUGAUGAGUGGGAGAACACUAACAAAAUGAAUGUGACACCAGUACCCAAAUUAAAUAGCGCCCUAAGUACUCUGAUGGGAGCUUAUGCCUCAGAUGAUGAGUACAAUGAACCACCACAGUAUAAUGGUGCUGCCAAAGGAAACCAUUCCGCCUCUCUUAAUAAAAAUAUUCUAGAAAAUUCGAAGGAUUUACAAAAAGAAAAAGAGCUAAGUGAUUGCGAAGCACCUGAUGAGAUAGCAAUUGUGAAAAAUAUUUCACCUCCAGAUAUUGAAUCAGAACCACCUAGUAAACCAACUACCGCUAGUAAGGUAUCAUUGUCUAGACGCAAAAAUGCAAACGUAAAAAGGUUGGAGAGGAAUGACAAUAGGUUAAAGGUUCGAGGGAGGGAAGUAACUGAUAAUUUUCCGUACAGCAGGUUUAGAAAACGAAAAGUGACACUUUUGGAAAGGUUAUUGGAAAAUGAAAUAAGACAGGAACGUAAUGUUCUUUUACAAUGUGUUAGAUAUAUUGUACAAAAUUCCUUUUUGAAAAAUUCGUGAUUUAUGUAUUACAGUUCCUGUAGACUUAAUAAAUACUGUGAUUUGACUAAACUUUAUGAAUGUUAUGAUUUUUUUUGUUAUUAAAAACCAUCUUUUAUACCAAGCCACAUGUGGUAUUUAACAUAAAACAAAUUCAUUUUUAUCGGUUUGGCCAACAGAUCCAUCCAUUGCAAAUUGAUUAGAUCUAUAUGCAAUUAAUACUCAUGUAGUCAAUGGCGUUUUACAGUUUGCU
Cylas formicarius (sweet potato weevil) is the source of this 2363-nucleotide messenger RNA. Its product is annotated as FMR1-interacting protein NUFIP1-like. The record is from RefSeq and is a predicted model, not a curated record. Gene Ontology annotation, cellular component: nucleus. Gene Ontology annotation, molecular function: RNA binding. The transcript is spliced from 4 exons. Bases 299 to 2131 code for a protein of 610 amino acids. Lineage: Eukaryota; Metazoa; Arthropoda; Insecta; Coleoptera; Brentidae. Gene Ontology annotation, biological process: box C/D snoRNP assembly.